AUGUCUAUCACUGUGACUUCUCCUAAUCUGUUUCGCAUAAUCUUCCGGUACAAGAACCGUACCCCAAAGCCUGUUAGAGGAAGGAUCUCAAUCACUGAGGAAGUAAAUGUUGAUUCUUGCUGUAACUAAUAACGUGAGGGUAACAGUGCAUGUGGAGAAUAGAAACCUCAAUUUGUUCCGCAUCGCCUUCAGAUAUAUUAACCCUGGAUUCACUACUGUGUACGGCCAUGUAGCAAUUUACCAAGCACAAUCAAGCACAGUGUUACCCCAAGCAAAAGAAAUUAUUUUUGCUCGAAGUAAAGAGCCAUCUUUUGUUACGGUUGCAAGGAGUAACUAUGGUGACCCUUUCCCGCUCACACCCGGGACUUGGACUGUCAACAUCGAAGUAGAAGGAGUACUUCUGGAUUAUUUGAUUCUGCUGCCCAGUGAUUAUUAUGAAGCUCCGAUUCUGCAGUUACAAGUGACUGAUCCCUGCACUUACACAGCAAAUCCUGAACAAGUGGGGAAAAACUGCUUGUUAUACAAAUAUGUUCCUUUGGAUACCUUCCCCUCGGCUGGAGCAGAUGAUGGCAAGUAUACUGUGGAUGGCAAACAGCAAUCUUCAGUUCAAAGCCCAAUCUCCUCCCGUACAAGGACGGCUGUUCUCACUGGCGGACAGGUUCAGCUACAGUUUAGAAUUAAGGUUCCUGAACCAGCCCAAUAUGUGUUUAUACUUGAAUAUACCAAUGAAGACAAGAGACUACAUAAGCUUAAUGUGGCACCACUCAAUCCACUUGGAGCAGCUACACAAGGGACAUUUAAUCUGUACAGCUGCAAAUACAGUUUCCUUUGUCGGAGUGUUGCAAUUGACCCACAGAAUCGCAUUGCAGUCUUUGAUCUGCCUUCUUAUGCUGACCUCCUUCUGCAAGGUACAUCAAUCAGUUUUUUACUGCACAAAGUUUAUUUAGUACCUUUUAAAGAGUUCUGCAUUGAACACGUGGAGCCUAAGGUACACUGCAUUGCCACCCAUGGACCCAUCACAAACAGGAGCUCAUGUGUUGCUUCCAAGUAUGAAGUACCUGUGUCUUCAGUGAAGGUGAAAGAUGGACAUCUUUCAGCUGCAGACCUUCCUUUACAACCUGAUCUACCGAAAGAUCCACAGCUCUUAACUCACCGCCCUCCAACCAUGGUGGAACCAGGAGACAUUAUUUUACUAAAAUCACCAAAGAAUCAGAUUACCUUCAAAACAAAAGUGCCAAAUGAAGGCAAACACGUGGUACUGGUGCAUUUUUAUCAGCCUUUGUAUCUAACAUUCCCAGUAGGGGUGAUGGUGGAUGGAGGUCGUCCCUAUAAUGGAAUUUUUAGUGCUUUCUUCUGUCCACAUGGGUUUGGAUGUCGCAACCAGGUCAUUUCAGGGAAUACAAUAGAAUUGGAUAUAAUCAACCCAGAGUUGACUGUCAUUCUUACUGUUCCGAAAGAAAAGGCCCUUUGGUUGGACUACAUCCUAAUUGUUCCUUCAGAAAGUUAUGAUCCUGACUUACGAAAUGAAAAGCCUUUAGACAAGUCAUUUGAUUUCAUUACUGCCUGUGGUGGAAAUAGCUUUUACAUCAACCCAGCUACAUCAUCCAGAUUCUGCCUGGACUCGGCUAAGUCACUGGUAGCAUUCUACAAUAAUGGAGCUCUCCCUUGCCAGUGUAAUGGAGAAGGUGCAACGAGCCCCACAUGUAAUUCAUUUGGGGGCCAAUGUUCCUGCCGACCAAAUGUUAUUGGGCGGCAAUGUAACAGAUGUGCCACUGGCUAUUUUAUGUUCCCCAACUGUCGACCUUGCAAUUGUGGCAAACGCCUGUGUGAUGAGGUCACAGGCCAAUGCAUCUGCCCUCCCCAAACCGUUAAACCUCCAUGUGAGACAUGUGAGAAACAGACCUUCAGUUACCAUCCUUUAAUCGGCUGUGCAAAGUGCAACUGCUCACGAGAAGGAAUCAUUAAACCUGCAAACCCAGACUGCAACCGACAAACUGGGCAGUGCAGAUGCAAAUCGAAAGUAACAGGCCGUCAGUGUGACCGCUGUUCUGUCAGCUACUCCCGUUACCCAGAUUGCAUUCCCUGUAACUGUAACCGUGAUGCAACACAGCCAAGUGUGUGUGAUCCCAUAACUGGACAGUGUCUUUGCAAGGAGAAUGUAAUUGGUGCGCAGUGUGACAUCUGCCGACCUGGCUCAUUCUAUCUGGAUCCAGCCAAUCCCAAAGGCUGCACCAGCUGCUUUUGCUUCGGGAUAACGAAUGAGUGUCGAAGUUCUAAUAAGUCCAGGACUAAACAUAUGCAAAUGAAGAAAUGGAAUUUACUCACGGGGAAUAAACAGAGUAUUCCAGUUGUUUAUAACCAACGGAGUAAUACCGUCGUUGCUGACGUUCAAGAACUACCAGAUGUUAUUCGUGAUUUAUACUGGUUAGCCCCGGAGUCCUACCUGGGAGACAAGGUCUCUUCAUAUGGUGGCCUCCUGACAUAUCAAAUAAAAUCCUUUGGUUUACCUAGUGAAGGGAUGACUUUACUUGAGAAAAAGUCCGACGUUGAAUUGCAAGGAGAACAGAUGACUAUCGUAUACUUUGAUCCCCGGAAUCCACUUCCAGAUCGAGUUUAUCAUGGACAUGUCCGACUUUUAGAGGAUAACUUUCGACAUGCUGUCAUUAACACUCCAGUAACUAGGGAAGACUUCAUGCUUUUGUUGAGCAAUUUGGAGGAACUACACAUUAGAGCACUUUAUUAUUCACAAACACAACGCCUUUCCCUUGGCCAAGUUCAACUCGAGGAAGCCUCUGUUUCUGGAACUGGAAAUCCUGCUACUGAUGUGGAAGUGUGCUCAUGUCCCCCAAACUACUUGGGAGAUUCUUGCCAGAAAUGUGCCAUUGGAUACUACAGAGACUGGAAUGGUUUCUUCUCGGGGCGCUGUGUACCUUGUCGCUGUCAUGGACAUUCAAAACAAUGUGCAGACCGAUCUGGAAGAUGCAUUGAUUGUAAACAUAACACAGAAGGAGAUCACUGUGAACGAUGCAAAUCAGGUUUCUUUGGAAAUGCUGCCCAAGGUACCUGCAGUCCCUGCCCUUGUCCAUACACACAACCCUCCAACAACUUUGCCACACAAUGUGGUGAGAUUAAUGGUGCCUUUCAGUGCAUGUGUAAACCAGGCUACACAGGAUCAAGAUGUGAAAGGUGUGCUGCAGGUUACUUUGGAAACCCUCUGGAAAUAGGAAGUGAAUGUAGACCUUGUCAGUGUGGACAUUCAGGUUCUACAAGUUGUGACCCAUUGACCGGCCAAUGCAGCAAUUGUCAAGAUUGCACAAAUGAAGAACCCAAGGAUACAAGUUCUGAUGAGAAGUGUGACACCUGUGACAGUUGCGUGGAAACUCUGUUGCUUGACUUGAACAAAAUGGAUUCUGACCUUCAAAAGAUCAAAUUUCAGCUUCAAAAUGCAAACACAAGCUCUGCUGCACAGCAUCGCAUGAACAACUUAGACAAGGCCAUAAAAAACACUGAGAAUCAACUAAAGGUGUAUCAGGCCACUGUGGAACGGCAAGUAAAAAAGACUGAUGAUUUGGAAAAUGACAACAUGAAUCUCAUUCAAGAUGUCCAUGCACUUGAGGAAAAGGCGGAAAAGAAUUCGCGAACUAUUCAACUGUUACUCACUUCAAUCAAUGUGACUUAUCAGCGUGCACAAGACAUGGCGACAAAUAUAGGAGAUGUGUUGUUGAAGAUCUUGGAAAUGUUGAAGACCAUGGACACUUUUGAUUCCUCAUCUGGCACUGCAUCCAAGCUAGGUGACGUGGAACAGAUGCUCAAUGAAAUGAGAAAUCGCAAUUUCGACGAGGAGAGAAGAGUGGCUGAGAGGGAGAAGCAAGAGUCAAAAAUAUUGCUUGACCGUAUUAAGAAUGGACUCGUAAAAAAUAUUGAACAGAACAAGCAACUCGCACGUAACAUAAAGGAUGCACUAAGUUUGUAUCAGUCUAAGUUAAUGGACCUUCAAGACGCAAUGACUGAAGCAGCCAAUCUAACUCGAAAAGCUGAAGACCUCAACAGAAUUAAUUCCAUUUCACUGGAAGCUAUUAAGAGGAAACAUGGCGAAUUAGAUAUCAAACAAGUGGAAGUUGCAAGUUUGCUUCAAAUGGCAGAAGUCACUCUUACUAAUCUGAACAACAUGCUCCGAAUGCUGGAUGAAAGCCAGGAGAAUUAUGAGAAGCAUGGAGCACAGUUAGAUGGAGCCUUAUCAGCGCUUGAAGACAAAAUUAAAAAGCUCUCAAAUGCUAACAACAAGGAGCCCAUUGUGGUUAGUGCUGAGAAGCAUGCUGAGAACUUGGAUCAACUGUCAAAGCAACUCCAGAGAGCAAUAGCAGAAGUGAACCAAGACGCCUUAAUCCAGCGUGUGGUCAAUGCCUCUGAUGCCUAUGAGAAGAUAAUCAAUGCAGUGGAUGCAGCAGAGAGGGCAGCCAGUAAGGCAGCAAAUGCAUCACAUAUUGCUUUGCAGGCCGUGGUGAAGGAGGAUUUGCCUGGUCAAGCAUUUGAGUUAAGAACCAAAAGUGAUGACAUUUUGUCCACGACAAAUGGAUUGAAAAGAACCUUCACAGAUGUUUCAUCAACGCUUACAGAUGCAACUAAUCGCCUUGACACUGCAACACGUAAGAAGAACCAAUUGCAGCUUGAUCUUGCUUCACUUCAGACCAAAGUCAAACAAAUAAAUAGAGAUGAUGUUGGUGAGACUUUAGACAUGGCAAAAGACGCAGCUAAAGAAGCAAAUGAUACUGCUAAUAGGGUGAUGUCUAAGCUGCAGCCAAUAAUUAAUGAUGUAGGAAACCUCAACAAGACAUCAGAGAAUAUUGCAAACACUACAGCUAUUAACAUAGCUUUAAAGGAGGCUGAAAAUUCAGUAAAAAAUUUGACCAAUACGCUACCAGGCCUUGUGAAGAAGCUAAAGGAUUUAAGCCAAAUACAACCUGUCAAUAACAUCUCCAAGAAUAUAGGCCGAAUCAGGGAACUUAUUGAUCAGGCCAGGGAAGCUGCUAAUAAGAUAAAUGUGGCAAUGAAAUUCAACGGUGAUUCUGGUGUUGAAGUACGUCUUCCUGAUAAUCUCGAUCACUUAAAAGCUUACACAUCUUUACUGCUAUACCUCAAACGGCCAGAAGUCCUACCACCCCGAGGAGACGCUGGGAGGCGUAAGAGGCAGGAUUCCCCAAACAUGUUUGUUCUGUAUCUGGGUAACAAAGAUACAUCCAAAGAUUAUAUGGGCAUGGCAUUGGAGGGUGAGAAACUUGUAACCAUCUAUAAACUAGCAAAUGAUGAAGUGAAAAUAACCUCUGAGAAAACCGUCAAUGAUAAAAACUUCGACAAUAUCAAAUUUGAAAGGAUCCUACAGUAUGGCAGCCUAAACUACAGUCGAGUCAGUCCUAGUGAGGGGAAACUUGUUAACAGCGUCUCAUCCCGAGGAAUCGCAAUUGGAGAUGACUUGCUACUUAAUCUUGAUCCAAAGAAUACAGUCUUCUAUGUUGGAGGAUAUCCCCCCACCUUUGUGCCUCCAGUUGCCUUAAGGUACCCAAAGUAUAAGGGGUGCAUUGAACUUGGUGUCUUGAAUGAGAAACUGAUCAGUUUAUACAACUUUGAACAAACAUUCAACAUCAAUACGACUGAAGACCGACCAUGUGAAAGAUAUAAGCCAACUAAAGAACCAGGAAGAGAUGGCUUUUAUUUUGAUGGAACUGGAUAUGCAUUAAUUGAAUUGUCUGGUUAUUCAAAAAAAUUAACAAUUGAACAAACAAUUCGAAUUUCAAGUAAAAAUGCAGUGCUGUUAUAUUUGGAGAGCAAGGAUUCAAGCUGUGUUCUAACUGUGGAAGAUGGAAAGGUGGUGCUCAGAUAUCACCUCAAAUCCAAUGCACCCAAGAGUGCCCAAUCGUCAGUCCGACUAAACACCAACGAGGAGAUUGUGAUCAAACUCAUAAUGCUCAGAACGGAUGGACGUACUGUUGUAAUAGUCAACACUACACGUGUUCUGGAUGAGCGUAAUACUUUCAAUGAGUUGGAUUUCCCUAACUAUUACCUUGGAGGAAUACCAUCACAAAUCAAGGAAGGAUUGAACAUACCUGUGAAAACAUCAAUGAGGGCCUGUAUGAAAAAUCUGAAAGCUAAUGAAAGGAAUAUUGAUCUGUCCAAUGAACCUAUUAUUGGUGUUAGCAAAGGCUGCUCACAAGCACUCCUGCUGGUCCGUACUGCCUACUUUAAUGGCAGUGGGUUAUUGGGACUUCCUGCAUCUGAUGUGACCUUCCCCGAAAACUUCCACAUUGGAUUUGGUUUUGCAACAAGUCAGUUGAACAGUCUCCUGUUCUCUUAUGAAAAGGAUAACUUUGAAGUCUUCCUGGAAAAUGGUAAAGUGAAGGUCAAUUUACUGGGCAAAGUCCUAAAGUCUCAAAGGUCCUUCAAUGAUGGUGCUAACCACUAUGUAUCAGUCCAGGGGAAAGGAAAUACUGUCUAUCUGAAUGUGGAUGAUUUAGACAAGCUGCAAGCAACAAUACGGUUGGGGCAGCCUGGAACAAAAAGUUUGGUUUACCUGGGUGGGGACAAAGACACAAGGAAUUUUGAUGGCUGCAUCAGCAACGUCUUUCUACAAAGGAACCGUGAAUCACCCAGAAUUGAAAAUUUGGCACUUUCAACUGAGGACGCUGGAGUAUACCUGGACACCUGUCCCCAACAGAGAGCACCAGAAAUGCUCAUGUUGAAAGAAGGCAGAAAAUGGAAUGGUCAAGAGACAAUUAAAAUGAACAAGAAUGAAAAGAAUCAUAAGGUUAUUCCUGAUCAUUCAACAAAGAAGAACACAGGGCAAGAACCAAAGGACUGCAUGUUGUCAUGGCAACCUAAAUCAAUCAAUGGUGCCUCCCAGUUUGGAGAUUCACCAGACAGCAGAUUGGAGUAUGACUUUAUUCCUGAAUCAUUCAAAGAGAGGUCAACAUUCUCCAUUGAUGUGCGAACAGUUGCAACAGAAGGAACCAUCUUUUAUGUAGCAGAUAAGUCAGGGAAAUCCUACAUGACACUUUAUAUUUCAAGAGGUCGUUUCUUCUUUUCCUUUACUGUUAAUGAGAAGAAACUGAAAAUUAAGAGCAAAGUUAAGCACAAUGAUGGAAAGUGGCAUACGGUGGUGUUUAGCAGAGAAAAUAAUAAAGGAAAGCUUAUUAUUGAUGGACUUCGGACUCGACAUGCCAACAUUAGUGAUAGUGCCCUCUUGAAAGUUGAAUCUCCAUUCUAUUUGGGUGGAUUACCCUCAGGCAAAAGGCGACGCAAUAGGAAGCUACAUGGUUUUCAGGGAUGUCUAAGAAACUUUAAACUGGAUGGUAGUGAACUGAAUUCCCCAUUACGCACAUUUGGAGUCACACCAUGUUUCGAUGGCAAGUUUAAGCAAGGGGCCUAUUUCUCAGCCAAAGGAGGAUAUGUUGUGUUAGAGAACUCAUUUGUGGUGGGCAAGGACUUUGAGCUCCUCUUUGCAGUGCGCCCUCAAAGCCAGACUGGAAUCCUCUUUCACAUCAACAGCUCCCAAGGAAAUUAUCUCAGUCUAUAUAUGCACAAGGGAAAGGUUACUGUCCAUGUCAAUAAUGGAGCUGGUGAUUUCAAUACAUCUGUCACACCUCAGUCACUGUGUGAUGGACAGUGGCACAGAAUAGCAGUGAUUAAAAGAAAUAAUGUGGUGCAACUUGAUGUGGAUACAGAACGUGACCAUGUUGUAGGACCUGCCGCUUCACUAUCCACCGAUACUGCAGACCCCCUCUACGUCGGAGGCAUCCCAGAUAACGUACAGUUACAUCAUUUGCCAACACGAAAUCCAUUCUUUGGCUGCAUGGGGGACGUAAUGAUCAAUGUGAAGCCAGUAUCAUUCAAGAAAGCGGUGGCAGUUCAUGGUGCUGUUAGUGUGACUCGGUGUCCUGUCAUGUAAACCCAGCUGCUGUCUGUAACUGCAAAGAUAAUUUAACUUUCCUGCACUUGAUUGUAAUAGACAACUGAACCACUGUCAAAAUGCAGAACUAUUAAUUUAUUGUAACUUGGACUUUGCGUUCUUUUCAUUUCAGUUAACUGAAUUUGACACAUUUAUGGUUUGGCUUUUCAUAACAGCAAUUUUUACAAUUAAAAGAAAAAUGACCCACUAACUUCUUAAAACGCCAUACAGAUAUUUUAUUCCUAAUUGGUGCUAUAUUCUGUGGGGCCAAAUAUAUUACUAAAAUUUGCUGCUAAUUUUAUAUUUUUAUACUUGAAUAAUUCAAUGCUAAACAUAUUUCUAAAAUAAACAUGAUUCAACCAACAUUAUUAAAAGCCUAUCAAAUUGUUUUUGGAGAGUAAAUGAUCUUAUACAAGGGAAUACUAUCCCCCCCACACUGUCUGAUUGGAAACACAGGAGGAGUUUGACACAGACAUAGUUACAGAUUAUAGUUCUUCCCAGGAAUACAUGCCUGGCUCUGGAAGCAGUCUUGAGAGGUGCAGUGUAGUAGUUUGGAGCCUGGGAUUUGUAUCUCUGCCAGUAUACAUUGGUGGACCAAUGAAAUCUCCACCAAAACAAAAUAAGAAACAGGACCACUCCUCAAGCCUCCACCAUUUAUUAAGAUCAUACAUGUUCUAAUCCUUGAACUCCGCUGUCUUGCCUUAUCUACAUAUCCCUUGAUUCCCAACAUUUCAUCAACCCCUAUUUACCACAUCCAAUAUUCACUUCCUUCAUUAUCAAGGCACAGUGGUGCAAUCUGCAAGGUGCACUGCAAUACCUCACCAAGACCCCACCAACAGCACUUUCCGAAUACAUGACGUUCACCACAUAGAAAGUCAAGGGUAGUAGAUGCACGGGAACACCAGCAGUAAGUUCCCCUCUAAGAGACACACCAUAUUUAUUUGGAACUGUAUCAUUACCUCUUUGUUGCUGGGUCAGAAUCCUGAAACCUUCACCCUAAUAGCACUUUGGGUGUUCCUACACAGUAGCAGUUUAAGAAGACAGCUCACCACCACUUUCUUCAGAGCAGUUAGGGAUGAGCAAUAAACACUGGCCAGGUCAGCAACAUACACAUCCCAAGAAUGAAUCUUCUAAAAAGUCCAUCAACAAUCGAGCAUCUAUACUGUCCGGUUGAUAAUUCCAAAGGCUAACUCUGGGUGAUUUCUCAUCUUGAGCACAUCAAGUCAGAGCUGGUCAAAAACAGCCACCUGACUAUUCUCAUCCCAAUUUCCAGCAAUGACCCAUAGUCUUGUUAUAAUUGACAUUGCAGAUGCACACUUAAAUAGUCUUAACAAAACACUCUCAACACCACCACAACCGCCGCCCCACCCCACCAACACACAGACACACCCGCCUGAGAAUUAGUACAGGAUAAACUGCUUCAUGGACCAUGCUGAGACUAUGGCAAACUGACCAAAUGGAGUAGUUGAAGUGACUAGUAUGGAUGCAUUUAAGGGCAAGUUAGAUAAAAUAUAAGAGAAAGGAAUAGAAGACUGUGCCAUUAGGGUAAGAUUAACUAAGGCAUGGGUCAACACCAGAAUAGAUUAGUUGUGUAAAAAUGCCUCUUGUGCUGAAAAUACUUUGUAAUUGUAUGUAAACAGAAACUCAUGUUAAAUAAAAAUGCCUAACACAGAAAACAGGCAGUAAGAAUCUGAAGAAAAUUAACAGGUCAACAUUUCAGAUAGAGAGACGAGAGGAAAUUCUAACCUGAUCCAACUGUCAGAAAGCUGUUGGGAAUGGAUGGAAAAUUGUUUCCUGACUACACCGCCCUGCCUUGUCCACGUAACCCUUCAUUCCUUAGUCUUACUCACCAUCGAUGUCCAUACUGGGCAGGAUUUAGAACUAACAUUCCAAUCAACAGGUUAGAUUAAAAUCUCUGAUGAAGGGUCUAGGCCCGAAACGUCAGCUUUUGUGCUCCUGAGAUGCUGCUUGGCCUGCUGUGUUCAUCCAGCCUCACAUUUUAUUAUCUUAGAUUAAAAUGCCUCUACUUUGUGUGAAUAUCAUUCCAGCUAUAGAAUUUAUGAAAACAACAAUCUCCAUAGAUGCAAGUUCUUAUUCUUGAAACAUAAUUUAAAUUCAUUUUAAUCCUCUCCUGAUAUUUUUCUGUGCAGAAAUAUUGUGUUUUGCCUGUAAAAUCCAUGACAAAUCUUAAUCUGAUAUUUGCAUCUAGGCAGUAUCAGAAAAGGGUACGUCAUUUCUGAGAACAUAUUGAGGGAUUCCCACGAUCACACGAGCUAUAAUGCUACCAUGUUGCAUUUUGUGUAAGCUUGCUGUGCAAAAAUUGGCUGCUGCAUCUCCUACAUAACACCUUGCAAUAAACAUUGGACGAGAUUUUAUCUUGCUCAAAAUACACAUAUUAAAGAGUUAAAAUCUUCAAAACUACUGAAAUACUCAAAGUCUGAAUGUUUUCCAGAAUGUUUAUUCUUUUGUACUGCUAUCAGGUUGGUGUCAGUGAGGAAAGAUAUAGCAGCUGAAAAGUAAUAAACAUCCUUGAUGAAUUCAUGAAUUAAUAGCCAAUAAUUAACGCCACGUAUAGGAAAAGAGUUGAUUAACAUUAUAUGCAUAGAUUUAAAUCCCUGCCACCUAACUGAAACCGGCUGUGUGGGCGGUUAACAUUGAGCAGUUACAUCAGCUCAGGGAGAGAAUCAGGCACUUGGCUAAAGUCACUCUAAUUGUAUAUCAAGACUUAUCACACAACUUUAUCUAGAGCAUAAGCAUGAAAGCUACAGUAAACCUCCAGAUCCCUCUAGUAAAGACGCGGCCCAUGUUUCCAUCAUCCCCUCUUGGGUGUAAGAAAUCCAGCCAACAUCCCUCUCCAGUCCAUACUGACCACCUAACCUUCAGUUGCUAACACCAAUUCCCUGCCUACUUUAGGCUUGGUCUGGGCAAGAUAGGUUUGGAGAAAUUCAGUGAAUUUCAGUGAUUCAAAUCAUUACAGAUUUUCUGCCUGUGCUGAGAUUUGAAAUUCACUGCUGGGAAGCCCAUUCCAACUAAAAAUCUGCCUCAAACAUGUGUAAUGAAACAUCUGAGAGAAAAUGUACAAUUACAUAACAUCUUUCAUGUCCCAAAACCACAUAAUAACCUAUUAAGGCUUUCCAAGUAUAAUUACCAUCUACUAGAUACAUGACUGGUCCAAUAUCACUGCUUAAUUAGAAACCGUCAAAAGUAAUUACUAAUAAAGUGUCACACCUUUUAGGGUAACAUUUAAAACAACUACUUACUUUUUAUUUACGAUUCAUGAAAGAAUGAUCAUUAUUUCUAAAGAAUGCAUAUCAUAAUGAUUUAUGAUUUGUUCAUAACAGUAAUGGUUGAGGGAAAUUUAUAUUAUUCACAAAAUUGAAUGAAGCGCCCUCCAAAACUGCUUCCAAAUGAUUUGAGUUAAUCCAAAUUUUGCCUAUCACUGCUUAGUGAAUUGUGGGAAUAUUGAAGCUUCUAACUUGUUGGUCUGUUGCUGCAAUGUAAUAUUGACCUUUUUUUUAAUGUUGUGUUUCUUCAUAUCAGACAGAACUUUGUCAUGCAACCACUUCAAAUGUUCACUUUUAGGUGGAUGGUUUAAUUAGAUUUUGAUGUUGCACUGUCAAAAAUACACAAAUACGAGACAUUAGGUGUGCAUUUUCAUUUACUCAAGUUUUGGUGUUGUUGGUAACUUGUAUGAUUGCUAUCACAAUUAAAUAAAAAGUGCAUUAUCUCAA
Messenger RNA from Stegostoma tigrinum, 11670 nucleotides. It is a transcript of the gene lama3, whose product is annotated as laminin, alpha 3. The coding region runs from base 107 to 7939 and encodes 2610 amino acids. The record is from RefSeq and is a predicted model, not a curated record. Gene Ontology annotation, molecular function: signaling receptor binding. Lineage: Eukaryota; Metazoa; Chordata; Chondrichthyes; Orectolobiformes; Stegostomatidae. Gene Ontology annotation, biological process: regulation of cell migration; regulation of cell adhesion; cell adhesion. The transcript is spliced from 57 exons.